GAGAGAGAGAGAGAGAGAGAGAGAGAGAGAGAGCUGGCUAGCUGCCUGGUUCUUGUGUUAAAAAUGUGACUUAAUAAUAAAUGCGUUAAGCGCGAUAAUAACGCGCUAACUUGCCCAGCACUAAUAUAUAUAAAAAGAUUAUAAAUGCUAAUAGGUGAGAAGUAAUAAUGAAAAGGUGAUAGUUGUGAGUCAGUGUAAAAUAAAGUGUGAAAGUCCUUAAUUAACACUGAACUCUCCCGUUACGGAGGAGCCGUUUAUGGGAUGUCUUCCUGUCGUCAUGGGGACUACAUGUGACAGAAGCUGUUUUUAUUGUUUCAUCUCAGUAAAGUUUGAGUUCCUUCAGUCUGCAUGUCCUCAGUGCUGAAUCAUCAUCACUCCCAUGAUUCAUAGCUGCCACACUGUGAUCUGACCCGUAGCUUCCUCACUGUUUCCCGUUUUACUCCUGAACUAAAGUCAGGUGUUUGUCAGCGUUGGUUCUUUGUGACGUCAAGUUUUAUAUUCCCUGUUUGAAUAAAGACGUCACGUGUAACAAAGUCGACGUUGUUAUGCUCGUACGACUUGCUGUUUGAGAAGAAUUUAACCUUUUUCUCUGUUAAGGUGUUUAUGGCGACGUGAUGAGAGUCAAGAUUCUGUUCAACAAGAAGGAGAACGCUCUGGUUCAGAUGUCUGACUGCACUCAGGCUCAGCUCGCCAUGAGCCACCUGAGCGGACAGCAGCUCCACGGGAAGUCUCUGCGCAUCACGCCGUCCAAACACACCAGUGUCCAGCUUCCCCGUGAAGGCCACGAGGACCAAGGCUUGACCAAAGACUACAGCAACUCUCCCCUGCACCGCUUCAAGAAGCCCGGCUCCAAAAACUACUCCAACAUCUUCCCACCUUCUGCCACCUUGCACCUGUCCAACAUCCCCCCGUCUGUGGUUGAGGACGACCUCAAGAUGCUGUUUUCCACCUCAGGAGCCAUGGUCAAGGCCUUCAAGUUCUUCCAGAAGGACCACAAGAUGGCUCUGAUCCAGAUGGGCUCAGUGGAGGAGGCCAUCGAGUCCCUCAUCGAGUUCCACAACCACGACCUGGGAGAGAACCACCACCUGCGGGUCUCCUUCUCCAAGUCCUCCAUCUGAGCCUCAGACUUCCCUGGAUGGGGUCCACUACACUCCAAUCAUUCCUACCAGUCUGCAGGAGCCACCGGGAAGUCUGGUGUGAUGUUAACUUAUUUUUUAAAACUCAGUUUUAGGUUCUUUAAGAGGAUUAGGGUCAUUUGAAGAACCAUUUGGAGGAAGUCAGAAUUCUGGAGUUAAUCAGAAGUCGGGAAGUAAAGUCGGUAUCAGAAGCCGUCAUUCUGAGCUCAUCGUCGGGAUUUGGACUGUUGUUGCGUUCGUGUAUUCGUGUCCUUCUUGUUUUGAAGUUGUUACCUUUUAGCCACUCUUGCCUUUCGACUUUAAUCCUGGAUUCAAGGAUUAGUCAGCCUUCUAAAUUUAUUUCUCUGGAACGUGGACUAAAGUUAUUUUAAUCCCGAUUUUAUUCCCUCAGAAUUUUUUCUGUAAUCUCAGUUUUCCUGUGGUCCUGAUCCUCUUCUCUGAAGUUCCCCCCCCAGACCAGACUUAGUUUGAUCAGAUGAUCCUGUGCCUUAUUCCUGCAGUCACGACAACUCUGACGUGUUAAAAGUCAAAUGUCCCAUCAUGCCUGUAGGCAGAGAGCAGGUUUACAGUUGGUAAAGGUUUACUGUUGCUAAAGGUUUACACAUGUAUCUUUGUUUUAUUGGUGUUUUGUACUGCUGGUGACGAGCAUCAAACACGUGAACUCUUUCUUGUUUGCUGGUCUUUUGACCUCCGAUGCUCUGUUCUUUUCAUUUCUUUAUUUCCAUGUAUGCAAUCAUGUUUUAUUCAAAUCAAAUAUUGUAGCAAUAUUUUAAUCAUUCCUGAACCUUUGUUUCCGUGGUGUUGUGUUAGAUCUGUGAGCUCGUCUCUGAACGGUUUUAUUUAUUAGUUUGAUCCACUACAGCUGAAACCAAAAACGGCCUUUUAGAUGCAAACGAACCCGCCGGCCUCAGGUUCCUGGUUUAAAGGACUCAACGAGAGAUGGAAGAAGGUGAACUGGUUCAGGCUUUGGUGGGGUUUUACUGUGGGAAUGUUUUCAGUGUGACUUCAGUGUAACGUGGAGUGCCUUCAAGACAGACAUCGGGUAUUAAUUCCUCUCUACUCCGAGAUGUUAGAAGAAACCACACGGUGCUGUUUGGGUUAUCUGUGUCUUAAUAUUCUCACGUCGACAUUCCAGCUGCUCAGACUGAACUGAACGUGAUGCAUUCAAGACGCCUGGAAUGUUUAAAUGAGUCCAGAUUCAGGUUCUUCCUCCAGAAGUCCUGAAUCUGGACUUCUGGACCAGCAGAUGAAACCUGAGACAUUAGGACGUCUGUGGAUCAGAGUUGAUGUUAUUUCUGUCAAUAAUCAAACAUGUAUUUAGUAUAUAUGUAUUUGAUGAUGAUGAAGGCCAUGUUGAUGGGUAAAAGCUCUGGCUGUCUGUCCCGGUGUUUGAGUCUGUGAGGUCACAUCCAGCGGACCAAUGAAAACGCUUCUGCUGGAUGUAAAUAUUAGUUACACGAUGACAAAAUCCUGUUUUGUCCCAGGUGAUUUGAAUGCAUCACAGAUGUGGAGGCGGGACCAGCCGGUCAGCAGGAAGUGGAUGAACUUUGUAGCCCAGUUCUGUCUGUCAGCUGACUGGUGGUUUUAUAUCUGAUGUAUAUUUUGAUUCUGAGCCUUCGACUGUUUGUGUCACAAAAAACAACUAAACAGAUUAAAUCACUUUAUCUAAAAAGGUG
Molecule: messenger RNA, 2812 nt
Organism: Anarrhichthys ocellatus (wolf-eel)
Lineage: Eukaryota; Metazoa; Chordata; Actinopteri; Perciformes; Anarhichadidae
Product: polypyrimidine tract-binding protein 1-like
Exons: 4
Coding region: 615-1118 (167 amino acids)
Molecular function (GO): RNA binding
Source: RefSeq, a predicted model, not a curated record